UCGGCGCCACUCGUCGGAACGUCUGUUCUCGCGCUAAGGGGCCUUUUUUCGCCGCGUUUUUCGUUGCUCUCCGAAGUUGCACAGUAGCGCUCGCGCCUCUCCCUUGAAAGCAGUCCGUCCGUUAUCCGUGUGAGUUUCGCGCGUGCGAAAGAGAAAGAGAGGGAGAUAAAGAGAGAGAGAGAGAGAGAGAGAGAGAGAGAAGGACAGUGAGAACCGCGUGUGCGUAAUUCAUAAUAGACAAGUUCUCCAGCAAUGGCGAUGACAAAGCUGAGUCUGGCGCCGAAAACCAUCAAGUACUUGAUGUUCGCUUUCAACCUGUUCUUCGUGAUUACAGGAAUAGUGUUGCUAUCGAUCGGCGUGGUCAUCCAUGGAGUGUACCAUCAGUACCAACAUUUCCUUGACAACAGCUUCUUCUCGGUACCGUCUCUUCUCGUAGCCGUGGGCGCUAUCAUUUUUAUCAUCGCUUUCUUUGGAUGCUGCGGAGCCGCUCGCGAAAGUUAUUGCAUGAUUAUAACGUUCUGCACACUUCUAGCUGCGAUUUUCCUUCUGGAGAUUAUAGGCGGCACAAUGGGAUACGUGAUGAGGGCGCAAGUGAAGGAAGUUGCAAAGGCCAAGAUGCUCGAUACGAUGCCAAAAUACAACGGCAGCGAAGAGAUCAGAAUCGUCUGGGACAAUCUACAACGAGACUUUGAAUGUUGCGGGACGAACAAUGCUACUGACUGGUUAAAACCGGGAAAUCUGCCGGCUAUUCCGAUGUCGUGCUGCGACAAUGUAGUAGGUGCUAUUGGUGAAUCCAACUGCACCUUGUCGUCGCAGAGUCUGCAUCGUCAUGGCUGCAUGGAUGCGUUCGGGGAUUUCGCGGAAAAACACGCGUCCAAGAUAGCGGGUGUUGGGAUAGGUCUUGGUAUAAUUCAGUUGACGGGAGUGAUGAUAAUAUCGGUCGGUACGACGAUCUACGCAGUUUAUGAAAAUUUCUCGCAUUUUCUCGAUCCAAGCUACUUUUCGCCAGCCACUCUUUUGAUCGUAGUCGGAAUACUUGUCUUCAUAAUUGCCUUUAUGGGAUGUUGCGGUGCGCUUAGGGAAAGUACCUGCAUGGUUCUUGUGUUUGCAGUCUUGCUAUCGUUUGUCUUGCUAUUGGAACUUGCUGCCGCUGUUGCCGCGUAUGCCUUACAAGACGGUAUCAAGGAUCUUUUAGCAGAGAAGAUUAAUGUAACGAUGCAUCAGUAUGAAAAGAACGAGGAAGCCAGAUUUGCAAUCGAUUUUAUGCAGUCUAGGUUACGCUGUUGUGGAUAUAAUAACUACCAAGAUUGGAACAAUGUACCGUUCAAUAAUACGCAUAUGGAUGUACCUGACUCUUGUUGCGCAUAUCUAGUGGAUGAGCUUUCAGACCGUUGUUAUGGAAAAUAUCAGGAGGGCUGUAUUAGUCGCCUUGCUCUUAUUGUUCACCGUAGCGCGCUAUACAUCGGCACGGGGGCGGUAGCAAUCGCCCUUAUUCAACUAACGGGAAUUAUGUUUGCGUGUAUGCUUGGACGAGCUAUCAGGCGUCAGAAGACAGAAAGGGAGAGGCGUCGUUGGGAGUUACGAGAGAAUCUAGUGAACGGUUACGAGCCAUUGGGAAAAUCGGAUCCCGUAACUACGUUUCCCGUAGUGUACAUGUCGCCAGACUAUCCAUUGAAAGACGAUCAGAAAUGAUUCAGGUGAUCAAAAUUAACAUUUUGAUAUAAAAAUCGAAUAAUUAUAUAAAAACUUAAUGUUUUUUUUAUUUUGUCGAGCUCACAAAA
This is a messenger RNA of Solenopsis invicta (red fire ant), 1781 nucleotides long. RefSeq names its product tetraspanin-33-like. Gene Ontology annotation, cellular component: membrane. The record is from RefSeq and is a predicted model, not a curated record. Lineage: Eukaryota; Metazoa; Arthropoda; Insecta; Hymenoptera; Formicidae. The transcript is spliced from 8 exons. Bases 253 to 1692 code for a protein of 479 amino acids.